Messenger RNA from Esox lucius (northern pike), 1736 nucleotides. It is a transcript of the gene mrps9, whose product is annotated as mitochondrial ribosomal protein S9. Gene Ontology annotation, cellular component: mitochondrial small ribosomal subunit; ribosome. Lineage: Eukaryota; Metazoa; Chordata; Actinopteri; Esociformes; Esocidae. The record is from RefSeq and is a predicted model, not a curated record. Gene Ontology annotation, biological process: translation. The transcript has 12 exons. Gene Ontology annotation, molecular function: structural constituent of ribosome; RNA binding. Bases 429 to 1346 code for a protein of 305 amino acids.
CAGCCUCCACGGGAAGAACCGUGGGUUCUAUUCUUUUGAAAUGCGGAACUCGCUGCGGCAGUUUAAACAAAACGUCGUAUAAUUUUACGCGCCAGCUUAACUGAUGUCCUGAACCAGAUUCCAUGCAGAAGUUCUAAUGUGAAACCAAUUCUUAUAUCUGAAUGGACAACUUGUGACAACCAGACAAUAUUUAACGCACCCCUGAUUUAAAUGGCCCACGUCUUUGAGCCAAGAAACAAACAAACAAAUGGUAGAUAGUUCUACUUCACCAAAGCAUAUAUAAACAGGUGCUGUCCAGGCAGCUGUGUGUGAGCUCUGCGCUCCACAGGAAGAACCUGGCUGCAGCAGGCCCAGAGAAGUUCUCAGAGGAGUUCAUCAAGAAGCAGGUGGAGGAGUACAACAUUGGGAAGAGACAUCUAGCCAACAUUAUGGGAGAGGACCCAGAGACCUUCACCCAGCAGGACAUUGACAGAAGCAUUGCAUACCUGUUUCCCUCUGGGCUUUUUGACAAGAGAGCCAGACCACUGAUGAAGCAUCCAGAUGAAAUCUUUCCAAAACAGCAAGCGGUCCAAUGGGGUGCAGACGGACGGCCUUUCCACUUCCUGUUCUACACAGGAAAGCAGUCCUACUACUCUCUGAUGCAUGACACGGUGGCUAAAGUCCUGGCAGCAGAGAAGCAGCAGGUCCUUCUGCUUUCCGAGGGUCCCGUCCCGCAGGACACCAAGCCGAUCUCUCUGGUGGGGAGCCGUUGGUUACUGAAAGAGGAGUUGGAGGAGUUGUUGGUGGAGACCAUUUCAGACCACGAUUAUGCACGGUUCAUCCAGCUGAUGGAGAGGCUCCUGUCGCUGCCGAACUGUUUGUCAGAGAAGGACUUUGUCCAGCGCUACCGCAAACAGCUGGAGAUACAGUCCUCCAAGCAGCAGGUGGCGCCGCUGCAGUACGACGAGAACGGAGUGGCCUACAGCACCGCAGAUGGAAGGAGGAAGACGGCUACAUGUACUGUUCUGCUGAGAGACUGCGGCUCAGGUUCCAUCAGCAUCAAUGGAAGAGACUACCUACACUACUUCCCUGUUCUGCAGGACCGGGAGCAGUUGAUGUUUCCCUUCCACUUCCUGGAUAUGCUGGGGAGGUUUGACGGGCAAUGCACUGUAGGUGGCGGGGGUCGGUCCAGCCAGGCAGGGGCGCUGCGUCUGGCCAUCUCCCGUGCCAUGCUCAGCUUCCUGUCCGAGGGUCAGGUGGAGAGCAUGAGACAAGCUGGGCUGCUGACCCCUGACCCUAGAGUAAAAGAGAGGAAGAAGCCAGGCCAGGAGGGGGCAAGGAGGAAGUUCACCUGGAAGAAACGCUGAAGAGGAGACAGAGAAACUGAUAGAAUUGCCCAGACCUUUUUGAAGACUCUUUUUAGGAUCUGCUAUAAGACUGACAGAUGAAACAGAAAUAACAGCAGCAGCUUUAUCAGUAGCUUUCUAUGAAUAGUAAUUGUCUUUUUGGGACAAACAGUUUAACUAAUCGAGUUUCACAUGUCCUCUAAAGGUGUUGUAGGUUUGGGAAAUAGCUAUCUGGUUGAGAGAUGUAAAUAAACAUACACAUUCAAAGAGGUUUUGUCCAUGUGAGGGCAGAAUUCCUAACUCUAAUACUCGGUAAUGGGUUUCUUCAGCCACAAGAGGGCAUUCUCUGUCAACACACUUCUCUUUUCUGUCAUUAUCUGUAUAUUAAUAAUUAAAUGUUUUUCAUAUAUA